UCCUUGUGAAAAUGUGGCUCCUGCCGCGUGGAGGAGUUGAGGGUCACAUGACUGCAAAUGUGAGAAAUUAGUGUUGCUGGAAUUUGCUGCAUAGAACUUUUUGUCUAGAGCACAUGUAGCGUUUUUAAUUCGCUUGGUUUCUGGUUGACGAUUCAAGGAUGAGAGAGAUUACAAAAUGUUCAGCUAUAGAUACGGAGGGAACUACAAAAGCAUGAUUUGAUAUUGGAUAUUUUUAAAAAGCCGUAAUUAAACCUAAAAAUAGAGUCAUGCAAAGUUCCUGGGCCACUGAUCAUGGAGAGAGAGGUCGUCGCACUGGUGAUUUUUGUUUUACUUCAUAGGAGUUAUACUUUUGUUGAAAGUAUUCUGUAUACAGGAGGAAUAAUAUUUGCUUACUUGUGACUCGUCCCAUAUCCUAUCUUCCUGAGUUAUUUUAAGUUAAGAACCAAAAUGGCGGCGGAUUCCAUACAGGAUCUUAUCCAGUAUAAUCCUUAAUGGGAUUUGUCUCCUCCGAACUGCUUAUCAGCUAUUCUGACUCUCAAGGAGCUGUGCAGACGGUGAGAAAACAAUCACCACAACUAGACUUGGCUGAGUCGCUACAGACUCCUCUUCCCACCACCAACUAAUAUGGCCACGCUUCAUGGGAGACAACCGGGACCACAUAGGGGGUCUGGGUGAAAAUCUGGACCUGUCCGACACAAUGGUGCAGCAGAGGUUAGAGGAGGUUAAAGACCACAUCAAGAGGGAGAUCAGGAAGGAGCUAAAAAUCAAGGAAGGGGCUGAGAACCUGAAGAAGGUCUCCACAGACAAAAAGAGCCUGGCCUAUGUUGACAACAUGCUGAAGAAGAGCAACAAAAAGCUGGAAGAGCUGCACCAGGAGCUUCAGGAGCUCAAUGCUCACAUUGUGGUGAAGGACCCAGAGGAACUACUUGUUUCUGACUGCCCCCUGACUCCAGACCAGCUCAGCAGUGAGUCCAGAGUGUGCAGUAGCAGACUGGAGGCUCUUAAGAAACAGAAUGACAUUGAGCUCAAAUGCAAACAAGGAGCUGAGAACAUGAUCCAGAUGUACUCUAAUGGGUCCUCCAAGGAUCGUAAACUGCUAGCCACUGCCCAGCAGAUGCUGCAGGACAGCAAGACCAAGAUUGAGUUUAUCAGGAUGCAGAUUCUCAAAGCCAGCCAGACCAAUGACACAAACUUCGAAAAUAAUGAUGUCUUGUUGUCCAAGCCCAUCAUCAACCCCCUGGAUCUAAGACUAGAGGAGCUGAGACAUCACUUCAGGAUAGAGCAUGCUGUAGCUGAGGGUGCCAAGAAUGUCAUGAAGCUCCUUGGUUCCUCUGGGAAGGUUACAGAGAAGGCAGCCCACUCUGAGGCUCAAGCCCGGUUUAAUGAGUCUAGUCAGAAGUUGGAUCUGCUAAAGUUGUCUCUGGAGCAGAGGCUGAAUGAGCUGCCUAAGAACCAUCCUAAGAGCCUUCUCAUCAUGGAUGAACUAGCUAUGGUGGCCUCGCCACCACUUAGCCCGCGCCAGAGCAUUAUGUCUACACACAACCAGUACAGCACGGUCACCAAGCCUGCUGCACUUACCGGCACAUUGGAGGUGCGUCUGAUGGGUUGUCAAAACCUACUAGACGGGGUUCCAGGUCGCAGUAAGGUUCCCUUAACCACCCUGCCUGGAUGGAGUCCCAGUGAACAGCGCUCCUUCAUGUCCAGAGGCAACAAGAGCAAGGGAGCCAGUUCACGUAACCUUGCAAAGACUGACGACCUCUCUAAUGAGGUCAGUGCUGUAUUAAAGCUGGACAACACUAAAGUGGAACAGACCAGCUGGAAACCUGUCAGCAACCAGUCCUGGGACCAGACAUUUACACUGGAACUUGACAGGUCUCGUGAGCUGGAGAUCUCAGUCUACUGGAAGGACUGGAGAUCGCUAUGUGCCGUCAAGUUCCUACGUCUGGAAGACUUCCUGGAUAACCAGCGCCAUGGCAUGUGUCUUUACCUGGAGCCUCAAGGCACAUUGUUCGCUGAGGUUACAUUUUUCAACCCAGUUAUUGAGCGAAGACCAAAACUACAAAGGCAAAAGAAGAUAUUCUCUAAACAACAAGGUAAGACAUUCCUGCGGGCCCCCCAGAUGAACAUCAACAUCGCCACAUGGGGUCGGCUGGUCAGGAGAGCCAUUCCCUCUGUGAACAACUCCUUUAGUCCUGCGCAGCUCCCUGAUGUGGGGACAGAGCUGGACCUUGACUCCCAGGCCAUCCUCCGUCCGCUUUCUUCAGCCUCCCCCAGUGACCUCACAGUGACCAAACUGGACUUUGACAAAGAGCCCUCCCUGCCCUCGAAGAGGCAGUCUGUGGCUUUUAUUGGAGAGCCCAUUUUGGAAAGCAGAAUUACAGACGUACAAGCAGUACAGGAUGCCCUGUCUACAUUUGACUUCCUGAAUGACAGCAGGAACAGCAUGCUGAACAGCAAAAUAGACAACAAUAUUGUUGUAGAGCAGCUGGACAAUGAGAGGAUACCUAUACAAAACAUGACAAACACAAGAGUUGAGGAAGAGUUCCAGUUUAGCCUCAAAGACUUUAAGUGUGUGGCAGUUCUGGGUCGAGGACACUUUGGAAAGGUGCUCCUGGCUGAAUAUAGACGCACAGGGGAGAUGUUUGCUAUCAAAGCCUUGAAGAAGGGGGACAUUGUGUCACGUGAUGAGGUAGACAGCCUGAUAUGUGAGAAGCGGAUCUUUGAGACUGUGAACAGCGUUAGACAUCCCUUUCUGGUCAACCUGUUUGCAUGCUUCCAGACCAAGGAACACGUGUGCUUUGUCAUGGAGUAUGCGGCUGGUGGUGACCUGAUGAUGCACAUACACGUCGACGUAUUCCAAGAACCACGGGCUGUGUUCUACGCUGCUUGUGUUGUCUUGGGAUUACAGUAUCUUCACGACCAUAAGAUUGUUUACAGAGACCUAAAGCUGGAUAACUUGUUGCUGGACACAGAGGGCUAUGUUAGGAUUGCGGACUUUGGCCUCUGUAAAGAAGGGAUGGGCUAUCAAGACCGCACAAGUACAUUCUGUGGGACACCAGAGUUCUUGGCCCCAGAGGUCCUGACAGAGACAUCAUACACACGGGCCAUUGACUGGUGGGGCCUGGGGGUGCUCAUCUUUGAGAUGCUGGUUGGGGAGUCCCCCUUCCCUGGAGAUGAUGAAGAGGAGGUGUUUGACAGUAUCGUAAAUGAUGAAGUCCGCUACCCAAGAUUCCUUUCCACAGAAGCCAUCUCCAUCAUGAGAAGGUUAUUGAGGAGGAACCCAGAGCGACGUCUUGGGGCUGGAGAGAAAGACGCAGAGGAAGUGAAAAAGCAUCCUUUCUUUAGGAACGUGGACUGGGACGGUCUUCUGGCUAAGAAAGUUCGGCCAGCGUUCAUUCCCAUCAUCAAGGAUAGAGAGGAUGUGAGUAACUUUGAUGAGGAGUUCACCUCGGAAGCUCCAGUCCUGACUCCACCUCGGGAACCCAGGAUUUUAACAGCCAAGGACCAGGAAUUGUUUGCUGACUUUGAUUACAUCGCAGACUGGUGUUAGCCAAUAUCCAGCCUUCAUUACACGCAGACUGGAGUUAGCCUAUACACUACUACACCCUCCUAACACUGUGAACUGUCUGCAAAGAAGGCCAGCAACAACCUUCAAUUUUUUUUUAAAGGACAGUAUCCAUGUUUUGCUGCACGGUUUCUUAUUGUCUGUGCCAUUUAAGGGAUUGGUAAUUUUAUGAAAUUUUACUCAACUUUGUGUUCUUAAACUAGCAAUUAUAUUUGUGUUUAUAACUGGCAAUUUUAGUCUGAGUUUCUUUUUCAUGUCCGAUCACUGGUUGUCAUUCCAUGUAACAAUGGAUAAAAAAAAAUACUUGAAAAUCCAGAUUGUUAUCUUUGGUAUGUAGGAACUGAAAUGGUCCAAUAAGAUUUUUUUUUAUUUGGUUCUUUUGUUUUCACAGAGAGCCAUUUCUAUAUUGUAUAUCAUUCUGACAAAUCUACAAGGAUAUUCUUGUAUUUAUUAAUUUUAAGUUGCCUUAAACACUUUGGUGUAACACAAUGAAGGGCUUCCUACAGUAACUAAUAUCAGGUAUUAAAACCCAACAAAGGUAGCUGCCAUAUAUCCACUCCUCCUUUCUCAAACAAUUUGCAUGAACAAAACAGAUCAUGGACAUGAAAUUCAUCGAUAAUAGCUUAACCUUUACUUAAACCUGGUACAAAGCAGUCUAACUACAGUAUUUUAAUUUCUGUCUUUGGUGGGUUUUAUUUUUCUUCCUUUUCCGAAUUCAUACAAUGCCCAUCCAAUCAGCUGUUGUAGCACUGAACAAAGAUUUAUGCUGUAUUGAGGCAAAAACACAGAUUUUGAAUCAGAUUUAUUGUAUGAAUGUGUGUUUUUCUAGAAUGUUUGGAUACAGGUAUAUGAACAUUGGGAAGCCAGUCUGGCAGCUCAUGGAAAAGUUGGUUGUUCAGAGCAACUAAGACUUCUUAGAUGGAAUGUAUGAAUGUAAAUUCAUAACAACAGUGGUGUAUUUGUUGGCGUAUGUGAAAUAAUGUGCAAAAAAUAUAUAUUUCUAGCACUACAUUUUAUUUUUUUUGAUGACAGCAAAAUGUUAUGUUAAUGUGACGAAUGGUUCAUGACAGCAUUACAAUCUCGCUUUUCAGUAUGUUGAUCUCCAUUUUGGACAGUUUAAAGUGCUCUGAGGCACUUCAGCAGUUUUUACUGUCUAUAAGCUAAAUCAGCAUGUCUGUACCAGCGAUGUACAUAUUAUAGCUAGCAUGUCAUGAAGACAUGUGAACUUAACAUGUCACAAAACAGCAUUAAAUACAUUAUUCAUGUAA
Molecule: messenger RNA, 4833 nt
Organism: Esox lucius (northern pike)
Lineage: Eukaryota; Metazoa; Chordata; Actinopteri; Esociformes; Esocidae
Product: serine/threonine-protein kinase N2
Exons: 21
Coding region: 638-3550 (970 amino acids)
Biological process (GO): signal transduction; protein phosphorylation
Molecular function (GO): small GTPase binding; ATP binding; protein serine/threonine kinase activity
Source: RefSeq, a predicted model, not a curated record